Anopheles nili is the source of this 3829-nucleotide messenger RNA. RefSeq lists its product as uncharacterized. Gene Ontology annotation, molecular function: myosin II head/neck binding. The transcript is spliced from 8 exons. Gene Ontology annotation, cellular component: stress fiber. Gene Ontology annotation, biological process: positive regulation of stress fiber assembly; regulation of focal adhesion assembly. The record is from RefSeq and is a predicted model, not a curated record. The coding region runs from base 1 to 3639 and encodes 1212 amino acids. Lineage: Eukaryota; Metazoa; Arthropoda; Insecta; Diptera; Culicidae.
AUGGCGGCUGCUUCGUCAAAUGGCAGCAUCAGUUCCGGUGGCAGUGGCAACAACAAUAAUAACAACAAUACCACCUCCAUCAUCAACAACAACAACAUCGAGACGGAUGAGUUCAUCAAAAAGAGCCGGGUGACGCGAGCCGCACCACCCAAACCGGCCUACGAUCCGUUGCAGUUUGUCCAGAUCAAACCGGCCAAGCUGUACGAUCUGAACAAGGCGAAACCCUCGAACGAGCGCAAAGUGCUGGAGGUUAAAGCGCACCGUGAGGUCGAGGACGCCGAAGAAUGGCAGUGCAAUUUGGACAGCUGGAAGUCGUCGCGCAGGAAACGCGUCGAGCACAUCAUCGACAAGAUCACGGAGGCGAAGAAGAUCGAACAAGAGGAGGUGUACCGGGGUCGGAAAAAAUCGAAAACAUUUUCCGAGAUGCUGGAAAACAGUGGAUCGAGGAGACGGUUCAUCCUGCCGGGUGCCGAGGAUGACGACGAAGGAGGCAGCUUUAGCGAUGACCCUCAGGAGCCGGGAGAUGCGGGGUCCAAACAGCAGUACAAGGACGAAUCGACGGAUGAUCGUGCGACAGACGACACGGGCAGUUGCUGUUCGUCUAAGCAUCUCGAGGGAGGAUCAAAAACUCCCGACUUUGAAGACACACAGCCCGCCCCAGAGAUGAACGAAUUUUCGUUGGCAAUCGAAAACUACAAGUCUAAGUUUCCCAUGACACAAGGCAGGAUGUCGUCGUUGAACGGCGGCAACACGACCGUUAACGCGUAUCCCUCCGUAAGCAGCUCAAUCGAAAGCAACAAUGACCACGAGGCCAGUAUCGCUGGCGAAGACGGCAGCAGUGGCGUACAAAGCCCGGUGGUAGAGAAUUCCCUGGCGCAAAGAAUGUCUUCCCUCACGAUGGAACAACGGGAACGGGUACGAGAACAACAAUCUGAUGCUCCGGUUAGUGGUACGGAGAGUAGCUCGUUAGAGAUCGACGACGAACCACCACAACAGAAGAUGCAGGACGAUACUCCAAAGGUGAAUGUGAUAGAGCGGCGAAGAGUGUUCGAGCAGUUCCAGCAGAUGGGCUGUUUGACUGACACGGCGCCACCGGCAGCUAACGGAGGGAAAUGUUCGCAAUCAGGAUCCUCGGUUGGGCAGGACGAUCGAUUCCUCGUGGAAGAUGGCUCAACAUGCUCUCAAUACGAGUCCACCACGACAAGCUCGGAAUGGUUCGCUGCAGGAAGCAUUAAGGAGCGGCGGGCAAUCUUUGAACGGUAUCAAUCAAAUGAAAUGAUCGCGGAAGAGCAGCAGGAACAUGGAGGCGGUCGCAGCCGGAGUAGCAGCACGAUCGUCGUUAAAAGCCGUUCCGAAUCGAACGUUGGCUUUGUCAAUGGAAGUACUGGCCGGUUUGAGCUUGCCUUGACACAGCUCAAACGGAACGGUGCCGAUUACUGCGAGGACAGUGGCAUCCAAUCGACGACGGAUUUGUCACGCAGCUCGGUCGUCUCGCAAGCGGAUGAUAGCGAACCGUCGAUGUUACUACUUCCGGACGAUGUCGCCGUGGGCAAAAGUCCAACCCGUUCGACGACGCUGGAUUCGGCGAGUGAAUUUUCCGACACGGACUGCAGCAACGGACAGUUACUCGAUAAUGCACUCGAUGUGGCGUUCGAAGAGAUGGAUAGCGAAUUGAAUGAGUCAUGCAUGGCGGAAGAUGAGGACACCCAUCAGGAGCAAAACCGGCAAGCGGAGCAGGAUACGGCAAUAGCACCAUUGAGUGUCGUCAAUCUGGCGCCCGCUUUUGAUCCGGUGGAUAAAGAAUUUGGCAAGGAGCCACUCGACUUGAUGACUCUGCCAGCGUCGGCUCUUACGCCACCAAAAGAAAAACCACCGCCUCCACCGGAGGACGAUGAGCCGGACCUUGAGUCAUCAACGUUAGCGCCUGGUUCAACGAUCGUUACAAGCUGGAUUCAAAAGCAUACUCCAGUGCGUACGAAUGGAAGCGAAAGGACUCACGGUAACGCCUUGCUGGUGGAAUCGAACCCCUCGGAUGGAUAUGAACAAAGUUUAAAACAUGCAGCUAAUAAUGGGCAGCGGCAGCAAGAGCUGCUGCAGUUGGCGAGCGAUCAGUGGAAGUCUCUCGAAAGCUACGAAGUGGUACAGCAGGUGCAGCAUCAGCAACAGAAGCAACACGAACCAGAAAAAGGUCCCCAGGAGCGGGACAAGGACCAACAAGAGCUGAUGGUGUACAGCAAUCGCAUCCAGCUGGCUCCACAUCAUCAACACCAGUUGUACGAUCCUGGCGAACACGAGGAAAUGGUCAGUGUUGAACGGGAGCUGCUGCAGAUAGAGCAGGAAGAGCUUCAGCGGCGCAGAGAAAAACAAAUGUUGUUCGAAAAGCUGACGAAAGCUGACCAAACGCCUCGCGGCACCGAGCAACCGAUUCCACAACAGCAGCUACAAAAUCAAAUGCACCAGCAACCUAAGCCUAUGCAGCAGCCACGACAUCCGCAGCAUGCGGCCUACUAUUAUGCCCACCAUCAUCCACAUCAUCAGGCGCCAAAUCAUCAUCUCAAUCAUCACAGAGCAUCGAUGCCGACGAUCGACAGUCGAUCGUUGCAGAACGUAAACGCGUAUGGUUCGUUCGAGGCACCGUUUCUGGACGAUAUGCAUUCGUACGAGAUGGGUUCGCUGCACCGCGAGUCGAUGCCAAAUCUGUCGAAUGUGCAUGUUGCUUCCUCGUCCCAUCCUUCAUCGUUGUCCUCGUACGGUGAGGAAUAUUCGGCCAAUUCGGCGACCAGCUUUGACGGUAGUUGCUGGCCACCGGUAGAUCCCCGACAGGGAGAGAAUGUGCACGUUGAUAAGCGCCCCGCAGUGGCUCCUCGGCCUGUAAUAAAUGGCUUCCUGGAUCGGACCACACUGCCUCCCGGAGUAGUGGGUUACCCAGCAACCGGUGGUGGACAGCGAUUGUCGAGCAAUAUGUUUGAGCAGCAUCCCAAAGAUAGUAACAAAAAUCCACACCAUCCGGCAAUGGUAAAUCGGGGACAGACGGGUGCCGGAACUAAUAGCGUACCGUACGGGCAGCACUGGUUGGUUCAAGAAGCAGAACAACGGCGCAUAGAGCAGCAUCAAAAAAGCAACACCAACAGCACGAAACGACCAUUGCCAAAGUUUGUCAUCGAUGCUAUAACGCAACGUGUACAAAAGCUAAACGCCGCCAGUCCGGAAAAUUCGGAUCGUAGCAAUUUAUCGGAAGACUCAGAUCUGGCAAUGAUAAACUCGAUGAAGCAUCAUCAUCACCCUCAUCAUCAUCCUCAUCAUCCGACGCAGUCGAUUCCACCGCAUCACCAUCAACAGCAGCAGCCGCUUCCACCGCUCCCGUCACAGCAGCAAAAGUACUCCAAUGCGAGCGAUAAAGUACUCAGCGUGAGUGGGAAAAAGGAAUGCUCCCACUGCCGAAUAGAACUGGGUAAGGGUGCGGCCAUGGCGAUCGAAAGCCUGGGAUUGUUCUACCACAUCGAAUGCUUCAAAUGUUGCGUUUGUCACGUUAAGCUCGGGGACGGCACCAAUGGUAUAGAUGUACGUGUUAGAAAGUAUCGACUCCAUUGCCAAAACUGUUUCUCUAGUGAAGACGGUGUAAAGUUUAGUUGCGUUUAAGGAAGCAAGGGUAAACAAAACAAAAUAGUAAUUUAUUAUCGAAUCCCUAUCCAUUCAGUCCAUUACUAAUACAAUUGUGUUUGUACGAUACUUUUGAAUGAUAUAAUGAUUAUUUAGUACGAUUAUUAUGAUGAUUAUUAUUGAAUAUGUAUGAUUAUUAAUACUUGUUCGUUUCAAUAAAAGCAAUAAU